Messenger RNA from Trypanosoma cruzi, 1050 nucleotides. RefSeq names its product mucin-associated surface protein (MASP), putative. Bases 1 to 1050 code for a protein of 349 amino acids. NCBI's taxonomy places the organism in Eukaryota, Euglenozoa, Kinetoplastea, Trypanosomatida, Trypanosomatidae. The transcript has a single exon. The record is from RefSeq and is a predicted model, not a curated record.
AUGAUAGCGAUGAUGAUGGCUGGCCGUGUGCUGCUGCUGGUGUGUGCCCUCUGCGUGCUGUGGUGCGGUGCCGGCGGGAUUGUGGCCGAUGAUGCUGUUCGUGCUGAAUUGGAAAAAGAAAAUAAAUCCGAUAGUUUAAGAGCGGAUCCUCCAAUUGAUGAGGCAGAUACACAGGAACCACAAGAUUUAGGCCGUCAAUUGUCCGACAAAGAGAAUGGAUUGAUGGUUGCACAAGAAGGAAUGAUUGCAACUCAACAAGACGGUUUGGCCUUAAAAUCUUCAACAAACCCUCUCGAAUUGGAAGAAGAUAAGGAUGAGGAUGAAGAAAAGGAAGAUGGAAAAGGAAAAGGAAAAGCUGAAAAGGACAAAAGAAGUAUGGAGCAAACAGAGACACAAAAAAGUUUAAUGAAAGAUGGAGAAACAUCGAAAUUAACAUCGGCACCAGGAACACCGUCAACACUGAUUCCACCGGAAAGAGGGGGACAAAAAACCCCCUCAGAAACUCCACCAGGUCCACCAACAAAUGGAAAACCAGCAGAAGAAACAGGCCCACCAGCAUCAACAGGCUCGCAGAAUGCAACAGAGACAACAAGCACGACGUCACUGCCAAACGCUGAAACGGCGCCUGAAGUACAGGAAAAACCUUUAGGAAAUGGUGAGCCAAGCCAAAACAGACAAGACACGGACCAACCAGAUUCCAUGAAUAAUGCAACUACAAGUCGUCCAGCGGAAACACCAGCACCAUUGGUAUCUACAAGUGGCAGUGAUGGAACCCAGAAAAAGGAGGAAAAGGUUGAUAACGGUGAUCAACGGCCUAACAGAAAAGAAACACAAGACGGGCUUGAAGAUAGAAAUACCAGCGAUGCUCCCACAUCCACUGAGGCAGCACCACCAACAGCAGAAACAGUCAACAACUAUCAAACAAAUGAUACUGCAACAAAAGGCAACAGUGACGGCAGCACCGCGGUCUCCCACACCACCUCCCCUCUUUUGCUUCUUCUUGUUGUUGCGUGUGCGGCUGCGGCUGCGGCUGCGGUGAUGGCCGCGUGA